ACUGAAGGUGAUCUACCGGUCUCGACCUCAUACAUGCUCCGCAGAAUCAACCAUCACUUAUCAAAGAUCUCUGCGGGAUCUCUACCAGCCCCAUCAUGAACAAGGGACGGUAUGUGGAGUUCACCCUGGCAAUAAGGUACCUGGAUAUAGGACGAGCCAGGGAAUUAUUACACGAUAUAUUCGGAGACCACUGCGAAAUUUAUUUUCGUCGCGGUAACCUAACAGUAAUGGCACCUCGCCGUCUCAACAAAGACGAACUCAAUUCUUUGUACCAACAGACACUUUACCGCGACAUUCAGCUACAGAAUGAAGUGUUUGCAAGUCAUGCGAGAGGGGGGGGGCGCUUUACUGGCUCAAGCGGGGGUUCAGCCACGAGUUCAGCGACGCAACCGACCGAAAACGUACCCUCAAUAGACCCUCAACAAGGCGUAUCCCAUUCCGCGAAAGGCAACACCGCAAGUGGGACCAAAGGCAAAGAGUCAUAUGAUGCAUCCGCAAGACUUGGAACUCCUGACAUCAGCGGGAUCCCAUUUUUCAAUCCAAAUUCCCAAGUUACUCCCCUGAUGAACUCGAUGAAGGGGUUGAAGAUGGGGAGCCCAGUCUUGGUUGAGAUGAACCGAUCCGGUAUGGAUGAUCAGGGUAAGAGGGUAUUGAGCGGCAUGUACUCGGUCCAACUGGAAACUGGUGAGACGUCCAAUGUGUUUAAUGUGACAGUCCGCAUGUCGGCGGAACAGCCUGAUCAAUUAAGCGCGGAGAAGGUGGUUCAAAAGUGUGCAAUCAAACGACUUCACGAGACUAUCUCCCCAGAGCGCUUUUGGGACGAGUAUGAAUCCCUGAAGCGCCUCAGUAGCGUGAAUCAUCCCCAUCUCGUUGAGACGCUUUCUGUAUUCAGAUCCGAAAUGAAUGGAAAUAUGUACUUCAACUUCAUGUUCCCACUUGCUUUGGGGAAUCUGAAACAUCUUUUCCGAGGAAGUUACGGUGAGAACCUCAGACUUCACACACGCGCCCAGGAAUCGCUCUGGGGACAGUUUACUGGGCUUUCAAGUGCUGUUGCAUACCUCCACGACGCCAUACAGAUGGCUCACCGCGACAUCAAGCCAUCCAACAUCUUGAUCUACGAGGAGAUAGCAGCCGGGGGCAAUCUAGUGUUGAAGCUUACCGACUUUGGUCUAUCAGUCGACCUCACGAAGGCCCUGACCUGGGAGCAGGGAAGUGUGGCUCUACAGUCGGCGUGGCUCUACGACUCCCCGGAGCUUCGGAAGGCGUCACCGAACAGAGCUACGACCCCAAGCUCAGACAGAAUCCGCAUCCCUUCAGCCAGGGACCUUUUGGCGAACGACAUCUGGAAGCUAGGGUGUGUUUUCACCGAGAUGGUCUCGUUUCUUGUGAGCGGAGGCUCGGCGGGCGUCUCCGAGUUUCGAGACUACAUCACGACGACUGAGGGCAAGGUUUCGUCCGACAUGUUCAACGACACUCGCUUCGAUGACGGCGAGAAUGUGAAAACCCAGGUCCUCGACUGGUUUAGUCACCUCUCGGGUAAGGAUGUGCGAGCAAAAUUGCUUGAGCCCAUUCUUCGGGAGAUGCUUCUCAAAUCCGCUCAAAGACCCACGAUAACGCAUGUUUGCGAGGCACUCAUCGAGGCUAGUACCCCAACGAUUAUGCCACUGGCUUCACUUGUCAAUUUCCCAAAUAUCGUCUAUGAUGACGGUUUACGUCUGGUGCGAUUUGCUCCCGCAAAUCAGGUUAAACCUCUCACACGCGUCGAAACUCUGCAACUCGGCAUGGAGAAAUUGACCGGAAGGCCAAUCGAUUGGACUCCAUUUCGGCGCCCUCGUCAGGUUCUGAGACCUGACCAGUUCAUGAUGACGUGGCAAUGGGGAGGUCAUGAGCUCAGCAUAUCGCUUUCCCAAGACGAGCUUGACCGCUAUAAGCCAACAUGCUUGCCUAGGACAACCAACAACACUACUCUCCUCCCCGUGGCAAACAACCAAGCCGCUUCCUCACAGCAUGGUUUUUUCAAUAUACCUUUGAAUACGAUGGGACAUCCCGCGAACACCGGUAGCCAACCAACACACGGUAACGCUCCUCUUCCGGGCAUUACGAGUCAUCCUUCCACGCCCCUACCGACUCCACGCCCAUCUAAAGACAUGUACUGGUGUGUUGAGAAGGUCUUUACAGAGCCGGCUGAAACGCACCUGUUUCCCAUAGUCAACACAAACACUCUGAACGAUGACCAGGAGUUGUAUCGACAGGUAAACAGGGCUAUCGGGAGCUCAGUAGGCAGUUCCCGCACGAGGUGGAUUCUGCGACGGCUGUCUUGGAAACGAUGUACUAAGGUCGAAUUUGUCAAGUUUGUUGUGGUGUGGAGAGAUAGAGACCAGGUCUCUCUUAUGCAAACCGGCCUCCCUCCCACUUCCGACCGAGACUAUGAACACUCUGUCCCUGAGCCGUACGACGUUCAUAUGAGAGCCGCAGGGGAGCAGAUAGUGUUUGGACUCAAGGAUCCAAAAUUGGCUGAAGGAGAAACGACCAUCAUUAACAUGUUGCCCAAGAAGGUCAACCCUCCUCCGUUUGUAAAGCAGAUGGGACAAGCGGGUUGGGGAUUGCACGUCAAGAUGGGAUUCUCGCAGCGCAGGUUCCUCGCCUGGCUUCUCUUCUGCACUGUCGGGAACGGUAUCUUUGUAAUUGUCUGGCUAACAAAAAUUAACCCCACGGACUUGCAGAAUGCCGUUGUGCCAGCUACUAUUGCUACAGUUGCUCUGACAUUUGCCUGUACGGUUAUGCAGAUGGCAGAGGAGAGGUAUACUAGUAAGUGAGAGUGUUAUCGAG
Molecule: messenger RNA, 2829 nt
Organism: Ilyonectria robusta
Lineage: Eukaryota; Fungi; Ascomycota; Sordariomycetes; Hypocreales; Nectriaceae
Product: kinase-like domain-containing protein
Exons: 6
Coding region: 96-2816 (906 amino acids)
Biological process (GO): protein phosphorylation; mitotic DNA damage checkpoint signaling
Cellular component (GO): cytoplasm; nucleus
Molecular function (GO): protein serine/threonine kinase activity; ATP binding
Source: RefSeq, a predicted model, not a curated record